CAAAAGAGAGUUUCUUGAAAGGGAAAGUUGCACUAACAGCAGCACAACGCCCCUGCCCGCAGAGACCUGAAGCGCACAGCCGCGGUGCUCGUACCAUCGCUGAUCCGAAAGCAGGGCUAUUUUGAUCCAUGCAGUAAUAAAAGCUCUAUCCACUACUGAAGCAGCAAUGGCAUUUAUAUUCUACAAAAACUGGAUAUGAAGACUACAAAAAAAGUGCAAACCAUCAGACUGGAUGAAACCCCAAAUGAACAGUUCAUUUUCAGAUGAAUUAGGCUGUACCACAGAUGCAACUGAUGAGGAACAAGAUGACUUACCUUAUGAUGGAGAUGUAGGCAUAACCUGUAAAUACAAUAAUGAUUCAGAUAAUUUGAAGGACUGUACUUGUACAAAAUGUAUUUCUGGUAUUUUAAAUUUAGCCUGUUCCAAAGAUAACAAAACCAUGAAAGCAACAGCAAAUUAUGAAACUCAUCCACAGCCUGAAGAAUUCUCCAAUCAACACAGAAAUGCCAUAGGAACAACAGGAAUUUCAGCCGAAAUGCCUGAAAGUGAAGUUGCCUUUAAGAAGGAAUUACCUGUUGCUAGUUUUAGUAACCUAGAUAUCAAAGAACAUCCAACUCACUCAAAAAUGUCUGAUGUCCUUUUGCGUCACUUUCCUAAGGGAGAGUUAGUAAGCACGUGCCCUUUAAUUGAAUGCGAGACAAUACCAGAGACAUCCUUUACUGAAAGUAUCGAUGACACUGCAAACAAACCUGAGCCUCCAGAACAUGUCAGAUGGUCUUUAGUGCAUGAACAAUGGGCAACUAACUUUGAAGAAUAUCACUUAGAAAAGCACAAGGAAGUAAACAUGAGUGAUAAAAAUCAACAUCUGCUGAACAAAAACAGAUGUGUUUCAAAUAAACCUAUUUAUUUUACUGCUAAGUGUGGGUGCAGACAAGAAAAUUCACAAUUGAUUAAGGAGAAUGAAGAUUCACACGUCUUUCAAAACAUGAAAGAAGGGAGUGCCCUCUUACAGAAAACAGUUUCACCUCACAAGCUCAAAUAUGGCCAAGGUCAAGCUCACUACUGCCUUCCCGACUUCUCUGAAGUUGUUUCCGAAGUUGAACUACCAAAAAUAAGUGACAAUAUUAACUCAGUUCCUCCAAGUGAAAGAGCAAAAUCCUUCCCUAUUUUAAGUAAGUCAGUAAUUGUGAACAACAUUAUAGAAAAUAAGCACUAUCUCAAUUCUGCUGAAGUAGAGAAUCAAGAAGAAAUGAGCAUUCCAGAACUGUUGCAACAGCUAGAGAUGCUGACACAGCAUGCUGACAUCCAGAAUCAUACUGACCAUCUGAGAUUAAAUCCUAAGCCGAUACUUCCUCAGUCACAUUUUCCAGACGCCAGCAUUGCCAUUUACUCGGGAGACAUGGGGACAUCCUCUGAAGUCUUUACAUUACGUGCUCCUAUCCCUAUACAAUCUAUACAAGGUUUGCAGUGUGGAACAGCAGCAUCAGCAUUACCAGCAGCUGGUACAGAAGCAGCAAACUGCCUAAAUCCAUCUAAUUUACUGCCAGAACUAACACUAGGAGAAAAGAUGUCUCAAAUACUAAAGGAUCAGACAGAUCAACUGAUAAAGAAAGUGGAAGACUUCUCUAAGCAUAUGGCUCAAGAUACAUUCCUUUUUCAAGAUAACUAUCUGGUGUUAAAUCAAUUGAAAAGAUACCUUGAUGCCUUGGAAAGGAAUUAUUUAACAGCUAGAAAAGAGCACCGUAAUUUACAGCUGCAGAACUACAAGAACAAGUAUAUCAACGUUGGAGAAUUUGAUCCUGAAAGAAAGGUGGAAGGGGAAAUAUUUAGACUUGGCAUGUUGCUUGAAGACAUCCAAGAAGAAACCGAUGCCAGCAAAUGCAACUUGUCUUCUUUGCGUACCUCCUAUGAAUCUGCUCAUUCAUCAUACUCUCUUUGUGAGAGCUCAGUAGUUUCAAGCAUUGCUGAUCCUCCAGAAAGAAGACAUACUGAAACUGCGUUUCUUCACAAGAACAGUGAGGGAGAAAAGAGUCAGACAACUGAUGUAACCCCACAGACAAAUCAGUUUUCUUUAGAAGACAAGUACAAUCUUUGUCUUAACAUGUUACAAAAGAGAGCUGAAUCAACUUCCAGAAGAGAAACAGAGCCUCUCGGAAAAGGAGGUCUGCUAACAAACAAGCAUUCUUCCAACAUGAUGGGAUUCCUUUCAUCUGAGGAAAAAUAUGCUGCUGAAGGUCUUGCAUCCCGUAGUCAGGGUACCUUAAGUCAAAAAUUUAAUGUUGAUGAAGAAAGUAUGAAAGGAGAUACAAGCAGUCAGGAAAGGAACACUGGAACGUCUUCACUCUUCAUUCAGAGAAAACCAACUGAUUUAUCAGACACCAACCACAGCAGCGAUUCAGAAGACAUCUCAGCCUAUGAUUCUUAUGACGAUUUGCAAAGCAAGGAACUUGUGAACUCUAAGACUGAAUGUUACAAAACAUUCAACACAAGAUUAUGUGGAGAGAGAAAAGGACUUCGAUGCAGAUGCCCUAGAGGAAGCAGAGAUCAAUGUAAACCCAGAAAUCACAAAGAGUGUCUUCAGCCUUGUGCCCUAUGUAGAAAUAAAAGGUCUGGUUCAUCCUCUUAUUCACAGAAGAGAAUCUCCACUCAGAAACCUCAAAGAAAUAAAGAGCCACAUGAACUUGUAAACAGACUUUCUGAAAGGCAAAACUCUGAGGCUGCCAAAACCUGCUAUUCAAGCCCGUAUGAUAAAAUUACCCUUUCACGUCAAUACUUACCCAGCAAGAAGUCUGCCCAAAGAAAAUCUGCAAUCAACACCAGAAACAGAAAUACUAAUGAUUCCAAUGCAAAUAUUUUAAGUUCUACUCUGGAUCAUGCCAUACAGACAGCAAACAGUUUGAAGAAAGCUACAGAACGAAUGGUACGAGCUGUUUCAGAAGAUCUAGCUAAAGUUAAAAGAAAACAGCUUUAACUACCUAGUUUCAAAUGCUGUAUUGUUUUGCUGGUUGACACUGAAGUGUCAGUAUCUCUGGAAAUAAAAAGUGAUUGAAUACAAAGACCAGAAGUCAGCUA
Athene cunicularia (burrowing owl) is the source of this 3072-nucleotide messenger RNA. It is a transcript of the gene AKNAD1, whose product is annotated as AKNA domain containing 1. The transcript is spliced from 17 exons. NCBI's taxonomy places the organism in Eukaryota, Metazoa, Chordata, Aves, Strigiformes, Strigidae. The record is from RefSeq and is a predicted model, not a curated record. Bases 233 to 2971 code for a protein of 912 amino acids.